AAGUUUCCCGGAGGAGCCGGGGGCCGCCCUUCCUCCCGAGCCCAGCCGCAGGGACGGCCCCCGGGCGCGAACCGUUUCCGCGCGCAGCGGAGCCCCUAUCCAACGCGCCCUACUCCUCCAUUGCACCCAACUCGGAUUCCCAACUUGGGAGGCGCCGCGGGCCUGCGCACGCGCGCGCCUUCCUCGCCUCCCCUCCUCCUCCUCCUCCUCUUCCCCCGCCCCCACCGGGGAGCAGGCUCGGGGCCGAGCCGGGCACCCAGAGCCGCCGCCCGCCCGGCGCGCCCUCGCCCGCGGGCCCCCUGAGUGCGGGGCGGCGGCGCCGGGGCGCCCGGGCCGGCUGCCCACAACGCCAAGUUCAGGAGUUGCACUAGUUCGCGGGGCGGCCAUGGAGCAGGAGCUGGGGUCGGAGCCGGCGGCCGAGUCGGCGCUGGAGAAGAACGUGGCCGAGCUGACCGUCAUGGACGUGUACGACAUCGCGUCGCUCGUGGGCCACGAGUUCGAGCGGGUCGUGGACCAGCACGGCUGCGAGGCCAUCGCGCGCCUCAUGCCCAAGGUCGUGCGAGUCCUGGAGAUCCUGGAGGUGCUGGUCAGCCGCCACCACGUCGCGCCCGAGCUGGACGAGCUGCGUCUUGAGCUGGACCGCUUGCGCUUGGAGCGGAUGGACCGCAUCGAGAAGGAGCGCAAACAUCAGAAGGAGCUGGAGCUGGUGGAGGAUGUGUGGCGGGGCGAGGCGCAGGACCUGCUCUCGCAGAUCGCCCAGCUGCAGGAGGAGAACAAGCAGCUCAUGACCAACCUGUCCCACAAGGACAUCAACUUGUCUGAGGAUGAGUUCCAGAAGCAUGAAGGCAUGUCGGAGCGUGAACGGCAGGUGAUGAAGAAGCUGAAGGAGGUGGUGGACAAGCAGCGGGAUGAGAUCCGUGCCAAGGACCGGGAGCUCGGCCUGAAAAACGAGGAUGUGGAGGCCCUGCAGCAGCAGCAGACCCGGCUGAUGAAGAUUAACCACGACCUGCGGCACCGCGUCACGGUGGUGGAGGCUCAGGGCAAAGCCCUCAUCGAGCAGAAGGUGGAGCUGGAGGCAGACCUGCAGACCAAGGAGCAGGAGAUGGGCAGCCUGCGGGCCGAGCUGGGGCGGCUGCGGGAGAGGCUGCAGGGUGAGCGUGGCCAGGACCAGAAGGAGGAGCCCGAGGCAGAGCCCAGCGGGGAGGACUGUGUCUCUGACGCUGAGAAGGCGGCCAUGGACCUCAAGGACCCCAACCGGCCCCGGUUCACGCUGCAGGAACUGCGGGACGUGCUGCACGAGCGGAAUGAGCUCAAGUCCAAGGUGUUCUUGCUGCAGGAGGAGCUAGCCUACUACAAGAGUGAAGAAAUGGAAGAGGAGAACCGGAUACCUCCGCCUCCACCCGCUGCCCACCCGAGGCUGUCCCCCCAGCCGGAGUCGGGGAUCAAGCGACUUAAAGAAGGUCCUUUCAGUGACGGAUUUAGCUUCUUCUCCCGGGACAAGAAGCGGCCAGCCAACACACAGAGGAACGCGCAUGUUCACGAGUCCUUCGGCCAAUGGGCCAGCACCCAGCGUGACGACGGUUACACGGAGCAAGGCCAGGAGGCCCUACAGCACCUGUGACUCCGGGUCCCCCGCUGCCCUGGCACCUGCACGUCAGCACGUGCCCCUCUCAAAACUGACCCCACAGAUAGACUGCUUUGGGGACCGACGUUGGGAAACUUACACCAAACUCUCCAGGAAUGUUUGUUUCUACCCAGGGCUGUCGCCGUUUAUAACAGAUGACUCUGACCCUUUAGGAUAUGUAUUUAAUAACCCUGUGGACAGAGGCCAGACUUUCGCGUUAACUUGGGUAACACAGCUGCUUUAAGCCAAAUACACGACUUGCCACUGUAACUGCCAUUUGACCUGCUUUGUAUAAAGUUCUGCGUGUUGAGGUUUUA
Messenger RNA from Ochotona princeps (American pika), 1941 nucleotides. RefSeq names its product Rab interacting lysosomal protein like 1 (gene RILPL1). Gene Ontology annotation, biological process: cilium assembly. Gene Ontology annotation, cellular component: ciliary basal body; cytoplasm. Bases 386 to 1621 code for a protein of 411 amino acids. NCBI's taxonomy places the organism in Eukaryota, Metazoa, Chordata, Mammalia, Lagomorpha, Ochotonidae. Gene Ontology annotation, molecular function: protein dimerization activity. The record is from RefSeq and is a predicted model, not a curated record. The transcript has 8 exons.